Molecule: messenger RNA, 960 nt
Organism: Ostreococcus lucimarinus CCE9901
Lineage: Eukaryota; Viridiplantae; Chlorophyta; Mamiellophyceae; Mamiellales; Bathycoccaceae
Exons: 1
Coding region: 1-960 (319 amino acids)
Molecular function (GO): protein binding
Source: RefSeq, a predicted model, not a curated record
AUGGCGCGCUCACGCGCCGCCGACGACGGAAGUAUGUUCAACCGUCCAUGGCUCGCCUUCUACGACCGUCGCGCGAGACCACCGCCGUGCGCUGCGGACGUCCCCGCCAUCCUGCGCGCGCUGGAUGAAAACUCGCUCUGUGAAAUCGCCUCGCGCCUCGGCCCGCGCGCGUUCGCUCGACUCGCCACGACGUGCGCGGCGUUUCGAGACUUUGUGUACGCGCACGACAUCGAUGUCUGGCGCGGUUUCUGCGUGGACGCGUUCGCGCACCGAGAGAGCGCCGCGGAGACGGCGGCGCGCAAAAGCAGACACGGGAGCUAUCGCGCCAUGUUCCAGCAACGCUUGCGCUUGCGCACGGACGGGCUGUACGUCAGCAGGAACACCUACAUCAAGCCCGGGGCGAAGACUAUGGAGAACGCGAAGUGCUGCCACUUGGUGGCGUAUUAUAGGUACUUUAGAUUCUACCGCACGGGCGAGUUCGUGUGCAAGACGUCGCCGCGGCGGCUGCGCGAUGAAGCCAAGCUUCUCAAGGAUCGAGCGGCGUGCGCGCGCUCGAACGAGGUCUGCCACGGAGGAUACACGAUCGACGGUGAAGAUCGAGUGCGCUGCGAGGCGAUUCGACCGAAAUCGAACGGCGAGUGGAGCGCGACUUAUUUUUGGGUUCGCCUUCGGCAGAACAAGCCCGGCGCGUCGAACCGACUGGACGUCGUCAAGAUAGCCAUGGUUGACGGCGAUAACGACCCCCCCACGCCCACAGACGAAGAAUGGCGCGCCGUCGACGACGAAGAGGCGCUCUACCGUCGAGGUCUCGGCAUCUGCGCCCAAAAGUUCGACGGCACCGCGGAGGUUCGCGUCGCCAACCGAGGUCUCUCCACGCUCGUCUUCGUCCCCUGGGACGAGGUCAACGUUCACGAGCUCAACAAGACCACCGAGGAGAUGGACUUUUACUUCACCGGCUGA